This is a messenger RNA of Tribolium castaneum (red flour beetle), 1550 nucleotides long. RefSeq names its product leucine-rich repeat-containing protein 34. NCBI's taxonomy places the organism in Eukaryota, Metazoa, Arthropoda, Insecta, Coleoptera, Tenebrionidae. The transcript has 5 exons. Gene Ontology annotation, molecular function: protein binding. The record is from RefSeq and is a predicted model, not a curated record. Bases 83 to 1474 code for a protein of 463 amino acids.
CGAAAAUGAUUAAUCGUCAUUUGGUUCAAGUGACGUUGAAAACCCAAAUGCCAAAAACUGAUUUUUUUUCUAAACCUCCAAAAUGUCGCGAAUGUGGGAAUUCCAAAAAUUCAAAGGACUGCGUUUCACCGACACGUUCCUCCAACUGUUCUCGGAGAAAAACUCCGACGGGACGAAAAAACUCCGCUUCAAAGCCAACGAAUUAGAGCAAAGAUUCCAAGAGCAGUUACUUCCAGCUGACAUGGUGUACGUCUCCACCUUUCUAAACGCUCAUCCUGAGGUGGUUGAAGUUGAUCUGAGCUACAACGGGAUCGAGGAUGAGGGUUUAGAGACCUUGUGCAACAUCACCCUCUCUCAUCAGAAUAACUUGCAACACCUGAACUUAUCCCACUGCGACAUUACACCAGCGGGGAUCAAAGUCUUGUAUUUCAUUGCAGAGAAAUACGGUUUCGUCAAGUUGAAAACAUUGAGACUCACUGGAAAUAAAUUGGGACCCACUGGGGGACACUUAACUGCCCUUUUCGCCCCUUUUUGCCCCACUUUGGAGCACCUGGAUGUCGGAGACACCGACCAGACUGCGGACAGUGUCGACUGUCUUUUCCUCCAACUGUACCGCAGCCAAAUCAAAAUCCUGGACGUAUCUCGCGUGAUCCCUUGCAAUAACAUGACUCAAGUCAAUGCUGUUUUUUUGAGCGAAAGCAUCUCCGAACUGAUCCGACUGAAUGACACCAUUGUUGAAAUACAUGCCCAAAAAUGCAGUUUUGAUGCUCAUGACGUUGAAAGUUUGAUUCUGGGAUUAAAGCUUAACACUUCGUUGAAAUUCCUCGAUAUCGGGUAUAAUAAUAUUUGUUGUGUCGGGGUUGAGUUUUUAUCAGAGUGGCUUAAAACCCGCCCCCAGCUCUUGGGGUUGUGUAUUGCGGGAAAUAAUAUCAAAAAUCACGGUGGUGUUGCGUUGAGUUUUGGAAUGCCGUUUAGCAAAUUGCGAUAUUUGGAUAUCAGUUAUAACCACAUCGGUAAUGAAGGAAUCAUUGCUAUUUUGAACAGUAUUAAGAAGCCCUACAUGCUAAGGUAUUUCCUCCUGUGGGGGAAUUCCUUCAGUCACCCUGCUAAUAAAAUCAUACAGAGGAUGAUGUUAUCCACAGUUUUCGAACAAAGGGGCAUAGAUGUGAAGAUUUAUGAAGUUGAUGGGGUGUUAUAUGCCGCACGAUACCCUGUUGAUAAAUAUAAACAUCGGUAUUAUGGGGUUAUGGAUCAUGGGUGUGCCGUGGGACUGAAGAUUAAAAGAAAUAGGGUCGAAACACCGGACGAUAAACCGAGAGCGUUGGUCAAUUUUGCGCACAUUGAUAGGUAUCCGGAAAUUGAAAAAAAGUCAAAACAAGGGCAAGCAACUGAUGAGAAAGAGAAAAAAAUUGCAAAAUGCGAAGACGUGGUGAAAAAUGAGGAAAAGAGUGGAGGCGUUGACGAAUCAAAUUAAAGAUUGUGCACAAAAUUGAAUAUUUUUUUGCUUUCGUAACGCUUUUGUAACGCAAACUCGUGAAAUAAAUAAAUGA